AAAUAGUAUCAGAAGGAAGUCAGCUCAAGUUUCAGUUCACCUUUGCAGACGGUGCGCAAGCACGGUUUAAACCAAUGAGACAAGUGGUAGACAGGGAAAACCGCUUGGACUCGUUCAAUAGGGAUUUCUUUGAGCACUAUCAAGCAGAGAUCGCCGGGUUUCAUUUGGACAGGGUGCUAGGAUUUCACAGAGCUGUACCAACAACUGGCCGAGUCGUUAACAUGACAAGGAUCUUAUCCAGCUGGGCCUCAGACAGACGUUUUCUUUCAGGAUGUUUACAGAUCACACACUGGUAA
Candidula unifasciata is the source of this 296-nucleotide messenger RNA. The record is from the annotation of a GenBank genome assembly. Lineage: Eukaryota; Metazoa; Mollusca; Gastropoda; Stylommatophora; Geomitridae.